GGGCAUAGUCCUUUCCUCAUUGAUUUUAGGAGAAAAGUCUUCCCCCAUCCCAGCUGAGUUAAAAGGGAAAACAAAGGGAUUUUUUUUUAUUUCCUGGAGUAGACUGCACACACUGACCAUGGCAUCUGAAAAGCCGAUACUUUAUAGCUAUUUCCGAAGUUCCUGCUCCUGGAGAGUGCGAAUUGCACUGGCUCUGAAAGGGAUUUCCUAUGACCUGGUGCCAGUGAACCUCGUGAAGGAUGGAGGACAGCAGUUUUCCGCUGAAUUCAAGGCACUGAAUCCAAUGAAGCAAGUCCCAGCCUUGAAAAUUGAUGGCAUCACCCUUUCUCAGUCGCUAGCUAUAAUUCAUUACCUCGAAGAGACACGGCCUAACCCCAGUCUCCUGCCCCAAGAUCCAAAGAAGAGAGCCCAAGUCAGAAUGAUUGCUGAUCACAUUGUCUCAGGCAUUCAACCACUCCAGAACCUGGGUGUCCUGAAACAAAUAGGGGAGAGAAAAAUGGAAUGGGCUCAGAAUUAUAUUUCAUCUGGCUUUCAAGCACUGGAGCAGAUUCUACAGCACACUGCUGGACGCUACUGUGUGGGGGAUGAAGUUUCCAUGGCUGAUCUGUGCUUGGUGCCUCAGGUUGCCAAUGCUGAAAGAUUCAAAGUGGACAUGGGUCCAUAUCCCACAAUAACCAGAAUAAAUAAAGCUCUCUUGGAGUUAGAGGCCUUCAAAGUAAGCCAUCCAUGCCGGCAGCCAGAUACCCCUGCAGAGCUGCGAGCUUGAAGCCCUUCUACUCAUUAAAUCUAGUCAGCUGGAGUGACAAAGAAGACAACACCUACAGUCUGAGUAGGACUUCAGUGCCAGCAGGAAGCCCUAGUACUAUUGUCUCCCAUUAAUCUGGGUGGGAAGAAGGACAGAGGACUCCAAGGAGCCUGGAUAACUAAGAGGAGUGUGCCUGUGCUGGAAUGCUUACAGCUACUAGUUUUUUCUGUCUAAUCUAUCUCCAUGAAGCAGAUUAAAGCAGAAGCAUCCAUAA
Molecule: messenger RNA, 1019 nt
Organism: Lepidothrix coronata (blue-crowned manakin)
Lineage: Eukaryota; Metazoa; Chordata; Aves; Passeriformes; Pipridae
Gene: GSTZ1
Product: glutathione S-transferase zeta 1
Exons: 9
Coding region: 119-766 (215 amino acids)
Biological process (GO): glutathione metabolic process; L-phenylalanine catabolic process
Cellular component (GO): cytoplasm; mitochondrion
Molecular function (GO): glutathione transferase activity; maleylacetoacetate isomerase activity
Source: RefSeq, a predicted model, not a curated record